GUCACCGAGGCAGGAGGAAAACAGCGCCUGACCGUUAGAGAUUCAGAAUAGGAAUCAAAACAACAGACUGACACGCCUUCGUCGUACAGCCUACCUUCGCUGACAGAACCACAGAAAUCUAGAUGACGAUAAGGCUGUAAAAGGCAGUGUCACCUGCAAAGGAAGAACAGCAAGAGAAGCCAAGAAAAGAACGUUGCGCUGCGUUGCGCUGAAAAUGUAAUCUGCGGAAAUGAGAGACAGCAGCUUCUGAUUACCAGUAUUCAUUAAUAUCAGGAACAGCACGAUGCCCAACCAGAAAAACAACAAGGGAAAGAGAAAUAAACGCACCAAUAGUAGUGGAGAUGAACAGGAAAAUGGAGCCAGUGCGGCCGCAACAGGAACACAGGCAGCAGCAACAACGUUGUUGGGGGCUACAGCUGCGCCGUCAAAUGAGAAUACCAGUGAAGCCCCUUGUGCCACCCCUCUGGUGUGCAGUCUGGGCCGGCCCAUCGACCUGGAGAAGGACGACUACCAGCGGGUGGUGUGCAACAGCGAGACCUGCCCCUACAGCAACUGGAUGCACCUGCAGUGCUUCUACGAGUGGGAGAGCAGCAUCCUGGUGCAGUUCAACUGCAUCGGCCGCGCUCGCAGCUGGAACGAGAAGCAGUGCCGGCAGAACAUGUGGACCAAGAAGGGCUACGACCUGGCCUUCCGCUUCUGCUCCUGCCGCUGCGGCCAGGGGCACCUGAAGAAGGACACGGACUGGUACCAGGUGAAGCGCAUGCAGGACGACCGCAAGAAGAAGGUCCCGCCUGAGAAGAGCUUCGGCAAGACCGCCUCCUCGGCGAGCGGGGCUGGGGGCGGGCCGGAGCCCCCGGAAGAGCCCAAAAAGCCCCGGCACCCCGCGGGAAGCAAAAUGGCGCACAGGACGUCCAGCCAGGAGCUGCCGCGCCGGCAGUCCAUAGACCGGCAAAACUCUCAGGAGAGGGGUCCCGUGGGCCUUUUCUGUAGCAGCGGCCUGGGGCCCCGGUCGCCCUGCGACUCCCCUGGCCAGUCCCCACCGACCGGCUUCUCCUUCUUCUCCCCCGCCGCGUUCGGGGGGCCCCGCGGCUCACGGCACCUGGGCGAGUUCCUGAAGAACGCCGUGCACCUAGAGGGCCACCGCAAGCACCUGCUGGCGGCCGCGGGGGGCCUGGGCCGCGGCCCCCACUGCCUGGAGCCGGGCCCCGGCCUCCCCCUGGCCCGGCUGGGCCCGGGGGACAACCCCGUGCAGUUCCUCCGGAGGCUGGACCUCUCGGAGCUGCUGGCCCACAUCCCCCGGCACAAGCUGAACACCUACCACGUGCGCAUGGAGGACGACGCUCACACGGGCCAGGGCGAGGAGCUGAGGAAGUUCAUCCUGUCGGCGCUCAGCGCCAGCCACAGGAACGUGGUCAACUGCGCCCUGUGCCACCGCACCCUGCCCGUGUUCGAGCAGUUCCCUCUGGUGGAUGGGACCCUGUUCCUCAGCCCCUCCCGUCAUGACGAGAUUGAGUAUGAUGUCCCCUGCCACCUACAGGGGAGGCUGAUGCACCUGUAUGCAAUUUGUGUUGAUUGCCUGGAAGGAGUCCAUAAAAUUGUCUGUAUAAAGUGUAAGUCUCGAUGGGAUGGGAGCUGGCACCAGCUGGGCACCAUGUACACUUACGACAUACUGGCUGCCUCGCCCUGUUGUCAAGCUCGGCUGAACUGUAAACACUGUGGGAAGCCGGUCAUAGACGUUCGAGUCGGGAUGCAGUACUUCUCCGAGUACAGCAAUGUGCAACAGUGUCCUCACUGCGGAAAUCUAGACUACCACUUCGUCAAGCCAUUCUCCUCUUACAAGGUCCUGGAAGCCUAUUGACAAAUGCUGUGUUUGCAUGCUAGUGUUGUUUUCUGUUUCCUUUCUCUAGGUAACCUUUUUUGGCUCAUAAACAAAGAUUCAUUUUCAGGAUGCUUUGUCCAUCUCUUUUUUGUUUUUAUAAAGAAAUAUGACAAUAUACAUGUACCAAUAAAGUAUCUUUUCUAUUUAAAGAAAGAAAAUUUAACAAAAUUUGGGUGUAUAUUCAUAAGAAAUGGGGAAACAAGUUUUUGAAAUUAAAGUGUAAAAAAACCCAUAAGCAACAACGACAAAAAACAAAAACUGUGACAAGUGAAUGUAUCCGUAUGCCAAAUGAGCUUUUUUUGUAAUAAAAUAAAAAUAAAAUAAAAUAAAAAUAUAGUAAAAUGGAUAA
Molecule: messenger RNA, 2228 nt
Organism: Conger conger (European conger)
Lineage: Eukaryota; Metazoa; Chordata; Actinopteri; Anguilliformes; Congridae
Gene: heca
Product: hdc homolog, cell cycle regulator
Exons: 4
Coding region: 284-1858 (524 amino acids)
Source: RefSeq, a predicted model, not a curated record